UCCAUAGCAAUGAAGUGUAUCCAUAUCUGUAGAAAAACAAAAAUUCGAAGUUAUUCACAUAUACAGAGCACUGUCUAUAAAUCAUUCACACUUGCAAAAUUUAGGCCUGCCGCUAAAAUUGCAGAUGAAAUUAUACUAUUGUACUUAUUUGGCGAAACUGUAUUUGACUAACAAGCAUAUAGUAGCCUACAUUAAUGGGGCAAACAUAUGUCUGGAUAGGUUUGUAAGAUUCAAUAUUUAUUUCAUAAGCCUAAAUAUUUCAAUUUUUAUAUGUAUGCAUAUUUAUGUAUUUCCCCCUUCUGCUGUGUGAAUAAUUGAACGUUUCUUGGCAUAAGUGUUUGUAAAUGUGAAUAUUAUGCUGCUAGGAAAAUGUUGUCAUGGGGAUAAUGAAGUAUUCUUGGUGUAUGUAUGUAUGUAUGCAUGUAUGUAUGUACAGUAUUUAGAGUCCUUUACAAUCACAAAAUGUUGUCAAGAGCUUGAGAAAUUUGCAAAAUUAACUUGCCAAGCAAGUAUAAACAUAUCCUUUCUGGUGUGUAAGUGUUUGUCAGCUGUUUAAAACAUUCCUUUAAAUGUUUUUCUUCUUCCAUGUGGCAAAUUUUUUAAAUGUGAUACUUUGAUUUGACACAUAAAAGUAAGAUGAAAACACACAGGGCCAAGUAUGUAAGUAGGCUUGAAGAACUCAACACUGUAUGAUUUUCAGUAACGUAUGCAGGGUUUCCAAGCAGGGGCAAAAGUCACGAUGGGUUGAUCUUAGAGAGGGUAGUUGUAGCUUGCUUUUAAGUCAUUUACUCAGUACUGGAAUGUCUAUUUGAGAUAUUUUUGUUCACUGGUGUAAGGUAAGAAUUUUUUUUUUUUUAGGAAAACCGCAUGUUUCACAUUUGACAUUCUAUUUAUGUACAUAUUUAUGUACAUUUUUUAUGUCACAAUAGCCUGGUUCUUCUUUCCAUUGACAUAAGGUGUUCAAAAUCUAAGGACUGAUGGCUUAUCAAGCUGGGUAAUGUAUAUGUCAUGUUCUUUGUGUUUGUGUAUUAUAUAUUGCAUUGUUGGCAAAGAUUUCACUUUUAAUUUCACUUCUAACUUAAUUUACCAAUUUCUAGCUCAGAAUAGAUGUCCAGGGAUUCUGCAAAUGUGUUACUAUAUUAAUAAUUGCUAUCUGGAGAGAGGAAUCUAAAAGGUUUCCCUUGCUGCAUCAACCAAACUUUUAAGAGCCUAUGAAAUGCCUCCAAGCCCACAUAGGGACACUGCUGGCUUGUUGGGGCAUGCAGUUUUGAGAACAGGCAUAAAUGUUUUAUAAGUGUGACAAACGCUUGACUGGGUUGCUCUUUGAAUUGACGGUUCCUCAGUCUCUCCCUUUUGAAAUACCUUUCAGAACAAGGACUUAGUGUUCUCAUUAGUCAAAGAAAGGUGAUUGCUUUCAUUAUGAACAGACUCAAUGCACUUGUUUCCCAUGCUGUGUGUGCUCACAAUACUUGUCUCCGGAUUUUUAGUUAACAAGCACCAUAAAAAAACAUGUAAGAUGUGCUGACUUUUAUUUGAUAAAAACAAGAAAGUGAAGGACAAUGGAUUAUUGUUGCAAAUGUUAAAAUGCUGGCCCUUUGUGAGUUCAGGGAGAAUUUACAUACUGACUUGCUCAUAAAUGCUUCCCUUGUUUACAAAGUCAUGGGUCUGGCAAGGCAACAAGGUGAAGUAAAAUGAAUAACAAUGUUUCAGCAUUAGUAACCCAGAGAGCACAGCACAGCCUUACAGAAGGGGAGUGUCACAGGACACUGGAUUAACCAACUACUGUCAAAUCAGUAGUCAGCCCAAACAUACAUAGGUAAGAAACAGCCUGGUUUAAACAUUUUAUUCUAAUUUUGCAGUUUGGUUUUUAAAUAUAAUCAUACAAUAUAAUGCAUACAUUAUGAAAAGUAAAUGAUCUUGUGAAUGUUAUGAGGUUAAUCAAGAUAUGAAAUAUAUAUAUUUUCCCCCAUAGCCCUUUGCAGAAUUGUAGAGAGAAGUUAUUUUUUUAAUCCUAUGUUUUAUGGUAACCAAUAAAAACUUGAUCCUGGCUGCAGUGCUCGAUUGCAGUGGUUCCUUUUCCUGAUAUUCAUUGAGUAUGAGACAUAACCAGUGUCAUAAAGAUUUAGCGUGCUACUGUCAAAAAUAUAAAUACAUAUACCGUACAAAUUAAACUUAAAUACAGUAUUUUGAAAAUUGCACAGUAAUGUAUAAUAGUAUAGUAUAAUUUACAUUCAUUAUGGCUUUCCCUUAAGGAUUUUGCAUGCUUUGCGGCUUAAAUUUAUCUGCGCAGUUUGUUGUGGAAAUACCUGUGGAGGCGUUUCAUAUUCAGCCCUUUCAUUUGAGAAUGGAUAAAUCAAAUGGAGGAAAGCAUUCCUGGGGUAGCAGAAUGACUAUGAAUUUUCCUGAUAAACUCACCCUGGAGAGAAACAGCACUGCAGUGAAGGAGGUCCCAGUGGCAGUCCCCCAGCUGGGCCACAGGCUCCCCAAUCCCCCUCAGGGCCAGCCACAGGAGGGCAUAGCCAUCAGUCUGAAGGGGCUGCUGGCUGCUCAAAGGUUUUCCAAAGGACUCAAGAAACGUGCAACAUUGAAACUUGCAGCAAAAAAAGGUAUUGGGACAACGCCACUGAAGCCAGUCAAGAUCAUUAAUGAGCAGGUACCUGAUGGCUUUGUCCAGCCUUUGGAACGUUUUCCCGUUGCCCAGGUCACCAAGCUGCUGCAGGGCUUCCUAGCAUCCCGCCUGGACGGGGUGACCUAUGAGGCCUCCCGCUCCGGUCAGCUGGUUCAGGACCUAAGUGAGGAUGUGAAGAGGCUGGUUAGGGCUGUUUGUCCCAGUCACUACAAGCUGAUAUGCAUCCUUACUCUGGGUCAGGUGGAGCGGGAGGGUGUGAUGCUCGCUAGUCGAUGCCUGUGGGACCCACACUCAGACACCUUUGCUUCCCACACCUACAAGAGCCCACUUGUCUUCUGCACUGCAGUGAUAUUUGCUGUGUACUGUGAAUGACAUAACGCAGUCCUGGAGUCAAUCCAAAUGUGUGUAGUGUGACAAUUACUUAAAUUACUUACUGGUAUGGAUAUUUAUAUUCAAACAGAUUUACAGGUCUGUUUAAACCCUCUCAACUACAGAUUUACAAAAGAAAUUAAAAUGAGUGAAA
This is a messenger RNA of Anguilla rostrata (American eel), 3152 nucleotides long. RefSeq names its product dynein light chain Tctex-type 5-B-like. Gene Ontology annotation, molecular function: dynein intermediate chain binding. The record is from RefSeq and is a predicted model, not a curated record. Gene Ontology annotation, cellular component: cytoplasmic dynein complex; cytoplasm. Gene Ontology annotation, biological process: microtubule-based movement. Bases 2261 to 3001 code for a protein of 246 amino acids. Lineage: Eukaryota; Metazoa; Chordata; Actinopteri; Anguilliformes; Anguillidae. The transcript is spliced from 4 exons.